Drosophila busckii is the source of this 508-nucleotide messenger RNA. RefSeq lists its product as uncharacterized. NCBI's taxonomy places the organism in Eukaryota, Metazoa, Arthropoda, Insecta, Diptera, Drosophilidae. Bases 17 to 457 code for a protein of 146 amino acids. The transcript has 2 exons. The record is from RefSeq and is a predicted model, not a curated record.
GCUACGAGCUUCUCGCAUGGAUAAAAUACUGAUCCUUGUGGGGCUUGUACUCUUAGGACUGCUCCUGCUAAGUAAUGGGUAUACAAUUCAUGAAUGCAUAGGAGUAGAUACUGGGUUUAUUAACAAUACACGUGAAAACUGUUCAUAUUUUCCUUUGAUUUUUUGCUCCGGGACUAUGGAAAAUGUGUCCUCCCAGUUCUGCGAAUCAGAAAAGAGGUGCGAUACCGACUGGGAAUGCGUUAACAUAACAACGGUAGCGCCAGACACUUCAACAGUGACAGCAGUUCGGGAAGACACCACAAAACCAAUGCAGACUGUACGAGAAUUGUGCCGCACAGAUGGCUUUCUGUUGGUCGAGCAAUGCCCCAUCGGAAUUGCAUUCAAUGAAGCAACCAGCACCUGCAGUGGACGCACCGCUGACGUGCCUAAUUGCAGGUCCACCUAUCGUCUGCACUAGGCGUGAAUCGUUUUCGCGGCAACAGGGGAACUUCGUUGUAGCUCUCGGAUU